AUGUCGGAAAUUGAGAUUUACAAUGAUUCUAUUCAGUUCGUGUGUGACCUGUGCUCGCUGAGGUACUCCACCUUCGAGAUACUGAUGACCCACAACCGGAUCAAGCAUUACCAUUCGAUACGGUUUAGGUGCGGAUUUUGCAAUGAAGCUUUCAUGAACGAAGACGACCUGCACUGUCACUUGAUUCUAACGCACCGCGUUGAUCCGUACAAUCUAGACGACGGUCAAAUGAUAGAGCAACGGCGUGCUAUUACCGAUACGGUGCUCAGCGAGGAUGAGAAACGAAGCAUUAUGAUCCGUUGUGAUUGUCCCAGUAAUGACGAAGAAAACGAUGACGCCGAAGAUCAGAUAGACCCCUUGGAAGAAUACGAACAGCUAGAGUUGGACUAUAAUGAAUUGUUCAAGCAGCGCAAACGGAGCGCACUGACGGCGGAAGAAAUUUUGGAGUUAACCGAUGUCUUCAAAAAAUCAUCCGAUGCGCUAUGUAUAUCCAAAUUGCACUUUUAA
Molecule: messenger RNA, 507 nt
Organism: Sabethes cyaneus
Lineage: Eukaryota; Metazoa; Arthropoda; Insecta; Diptera; Culicidae
Exons: 2
Coding region: 1-507 (168 amino acids)
Source: RefSeq, a predicted model, not a curated record